Messenger RNA from Symsagittifera roscoffensis, 1005 nucleotides. Its product is annotated as small ribosomal subunit protein eS4-like. Gene Ontology annotation, cellular component: cytosolic small ribosomal subunit; ribosome. The record is from RefSeq and is a predicted model, not a curated record. The coding region runs from base 43 to 834 and encodes 263 amino acids. The transcript has 6 exons. Gene Ontology annotation, biological process: translation. Gene Ontology annotation, molecular function: RNA binding; structural constituent of ribosome. Lineage: Eukaryota; Metazoa; Xenacoelomorpha; Acoela; Convolutidae.
CUUAUUAAAUAGAUCAAGUCUUUGACAUCUUAUACUCAAAAAAUGGCUCGAGGACCUAAGAAGCACUUGAAACGAUUGGCCGCUCCCCAUCACUGGAUGCUGAGUAAAUUGGGAGGAAAGUUCGCGCCCAGACCUUCACAAGGACCUCACAAGCUGCGAGAAUGUGUUCCACUGGUAGUUCUGUUGAGAAACCGGCUCAAGUAUGCCUUGAACUACAACGAAAGCACCAAAAUUUUGAUGCAGCGGUUGAUCAAGGUUGAUGGAAAAAUCAGAACUGACAAGAAGUUCCCCGCCGGAUUUAUGGACGUGAUCUCUAUUGAGAAGACAGGCGAGUUCUUCAGAAUGGUUUACGACACCAAGGGAAGGUUCAAGGUCCACCCGAUCAGCAAGGACGAAGCAGCGUACAAACUUUGCAAAGUUAGAUUCCUGACUACCGCCCUCAAAGCAGUUCCUUACAUCGUAACCCAUGACGGGAGAACAAUCAGAUAUCCCCACCCCGAAGUGAGGCGAAACGACACCGUUAUGGUUGAAAUUGCGACCGGAAAGGUGAUUAAGUUCAUCAAGUUCGAAAUGGGCAAGCUGUGCAUGAUCACAGGCGGUGCGAAUAUUGGCCGAGUGGGAGUAAUGCAGAGACGUGAGAAGCUAGAGGGUGCGAUUGACAUUGUCCACGUCAAGGAUGCUAUUGGAAACUCAUUCUCAACCAGGAUUACGAAUGUGUUUGUCAUUGGAGAGGAGAAGGCGCCUUGGAUCUCACUACCGAAGCUGAAGGGAAUCCGAAGGACCAUCAUGGAGGAAAGGAACUGGCGACUGGAAAAGUCUGCUUCCCAGAAGUGAUGACGUCACGGCACUCCUCAAACAACAGAAGAGCCUCGAAUCAUUUCACGUGUCACUUGAUCUUCAUCUUAACGGCAAUGAAGAUGAUAAUUAAAUUGACAUGAGAAAUGAUGACGAUGUUGAUUGAAUUUUCAUGUUCUGAUUUGACAAUUUAACAUGUUGAACGUGAAA